Molecule: messenger RNA, 3873 nt
Organism: Linepithema humile (Argentine ant)
Lineage: Eukaryota; Metazoa; Arthropoda; Insecta; Hymenoptera; Formicidae
Source: RefSeq, a predicted model, not a curated record
UCGUUCCUCAGUAACGCGAGCGCCUUCACAGAGUGUGGUGCUUCGUUUCGUGCCGCUCGUAUCGUUCGUUGUUCUGUGACACGUAGCGCGCGGCGGUAACGCGUUUAUCGUUUCUCUUUCUUUGUCCGUCGAUCGUGUGGAUACAUAACAGUGCUACGCUCUCAGUGUUUGUACCGAGCGCGCUUCCAUCGCGCGUACGUAAACAACGCAACGAGACGAGUGUUGAGUGAUCGAGAGUAGGCGUCUUAUUGCCGCGCGUCGCACAUACAGUUACGUGAUAAACAGAGAUCGAACGAAUCAGUGGGAAAAACGGUGUUUAUUCGGAAGUAUCGCGGAGUGGAAUCACCGGCGUCGGCAAAGUUUUUCAUAUUGCCGAAGCGCGCGCCGCGCGACGAGAAUGCCGAGGCGCGUAACGCAGUCGGUCGGGGAGCAGCGGCGUGCUCGCGCCGGCUUGGUUUUCGGGUCGCCGAGCGGCGACUGAGGGGGGCCCACGGAGAGGGAGAGAAGGGAUGCGAAGGAUCCCGCGGGAGCAGCAGCAGCAGCAGCAGCCGGCGCGGAGUGUGAAGGUAACAACGGGCUGCGUGGGUGGAAUAGAGGAAUAGGGAGAAAAUUGGCGAAUCCAGGUGCGAGGAUGGCCGGCUGGCGAACAGCGCUGAUCUGCGACGUAGGUGCUGCUGCGCGUCGCGACGCCGACCACCACGACGUGACGGCCACGUGCCGCAGCGGACGCGUCGUCGACGGCCAGUGGUAUUAACUCUCUCUCCCCCUCUUUUUGUGUUGGGUGAUUGCGUGCCGCGAGUAUGUCGUAACCGCGCGUUCGGGGAACACGCGAUCCGGAGUGUACUCGUCGUUAUAUUCAGGUUUUGACGUAUAAACAGCGCGCGCGCACUCACGCCUAUAGAUUAGGAGCGGCUUGAAGUGAGGAGCGAGAGGUGUGACCGGCGAAUUGCAGCCGACCGAUGUAAGUGUGCAAUCGCAAUAUUGCGCGGGAGUGAGAAGCGCGCUAGGGAAGAGAGAUUCGUCUCGGAAAAGUUUCGCGGGAAGGAGGCUGGUCGCGGAAGGACGCGAACAGGUGGCCGUUUCUUCAUACGUGGGAUAAUAUAUAAGAGACUUUUCGUGUGACUGGCUGGUCUCUCCGUUAUCGCUCGCGAAUUCAGGACGAGACGAAUUCUUCGACAGUGAAGGUGAUCGUGUAACGUGCAACACGAUAAGAAAGUUCGAAACGUCCGCCACGACAUCGUCCGUCCGGUGUGCAUACUGAGAUAACACGUGCUUGCUCCUCGUUCAUCUUUGCCCCCAGGGGCAUACUCAUGCUUCCUACAAUGUGCAGUGAUACAUAACAUCCCCUUCGCAGUGAUCGUGACAGAAAGAUCGAGUUGAUGUAACUUAAAGUCGUCGAUACUUGAAUAGUUUUAAAAGUGUAUUCAGUUUUGCAGCGCUUCGAAGACUAAACAUUCGAAAGUGACACAUGUGAAAGACGCAAGAAACGCGGUGCAGUGGCUGGCACGUGGUGCGGUUAAGACGUGAUCAGAUCAAACUCUGUCGCUCGAGAUCGAAGAAGAACGGGAGCGAGAGCCCGUUCGGAGGAGAAGAGGAGUGCGAAAGAAAGCAAAACACGGAGGCAUUGUGCGACUACCGAAAGCAGGGCAGAAGGAAGAAAGAAGGGUGAAAGAGAAAGCGGGAUAUCAUCGAGAAGAUAGGGAAAGAGACAGAGAGGGAAGAGAAGAAGGAACGCGCUUCGCACUCUAGUCUAAACCCCGGCGGGAGUUCGAGGAGAGGGUGAAGGGCGUCGUGGAGGGGGGAGUAAUGCCGGCGGUGAGCGUGGCACAGCGCCCUCCAGGUGGAAUCUCACUCCACGCCGGCGUGCCGGUAGCGCCCAGCAGCGUAACCGCCCCCGGUCCGUCGGGCCGGUGCCUCGGGGGCCCGGCAGCACCCCCCGCCGGCUCGCCACCGCUGCCGCCGUCCUUGCAAUCCCUCGGCGGCGGCGUCGCCACUAAUAGCAACAGCAACAUCAACCCCAACAGCAUCAACCACAGCAACAAUAAUACCGUACUCGGUGGCGGCAAUCUCAACAACAAUCACCAUCUCGGCAACAACGCUCUAGGUAUCAAUACGGCGAGCGGCGCCACGAAUCCUUUACAGGCGAUGGCGUCGGCGGCGGCGUCGCUUACUCAACUCAACAACAUGGCAAACGGCCCGCUGCCGCCGCUCGCGGGUACAGGCCCGACCGGGCCCCCGAGUCUACCGCCGCCGCAGCCGGCGACAACGCCGACGCACGGCGGACCGCACCCGCACGGCGUAAGCGCGGCGCCUCAUCUGAACGGCGCGUCGCCGAGCCCUCAUCCGUUGCCACCUCAUGGCAUGAUGAGCGGGUCACCGCACACGCCUCAUCCGCACAUGGGAGGUGGCGGACCCUCGCCCCAUCCCCAUCAUCCGGGACCCCACAUGGUCGGUUCGCCGCAUCACCCAGCAGCGCCCCAUCCGAUGGGCCCGGCCGGUAUGAUGGGACCGGCCGGUAUGCAGCCCCAAGGUGCACCUGGCAUGUGCGGACCGGGACCCAGCGGUCCGAUGGGUCCGCACGCGCAUCCUCAGGGACCGGGAGUACCUGGACAGCCACACAUGCACACGAAUGAUCCAUUUUUCUGUUCGCCUUUCGGAUCUCAUUACUUCAGAUCGUUGCCUGUCCCCAGGAGGCAUACCCCAGGUUAUGGCUACAGCCAGCCGGACUACAGGCUCCACGAGUUGAACAAGAGGUUAUCGCAGCGCACGGAGGAGAGUGACAACCUUUGGUGGGAGUCCUUCGCGAACGAAUUCUUCGAGGAGGACGCCACGCUCACCCUCCACUUCUGCUUAGAGGAUGGACCGAAACGAUACUCGAUAGGAAGGACGUUAAUACCAAGGUACUUCCGCUCGAUAUUUGACGGCGGAGUGACGGAACUUUAUUACACACUGAAGAAUCAGAAAGAGUCGUUUCAUAACACCAGCAUAACUUUGGACUGUGAUCAGUGCACGCAGGUCACACAGUACGGAAAGCCGAUGUUCACCAAGGUGUUAACGGAGGGCAGGUUAGUAUUGGAGUUCACCUUCGAUGACCUCAUGAGGAUAAAGUCGUGGCACAUGUCGGUGAGGGCGCAUCGGGAAAUGAUACCGAAAAAUGCGCUUGUCAGCAUACAGCAGGACCCGGCGAUGAUGGAGCAGCUCACCAAAAACAUCACCAGGCAGGGCAUGUCUAACGCUACCCUUAACUACCUUAGACUGUGCGUGAUCUUGGAACCAAUGCAGGAACUCAUGUCGAGGCAUAAGGCGUAUGCUUUGUCACCUCGUGAUUGUCUGAAGACUACCUUGUUCCAGAAAUGGCAGAGGAUAGUUGCCCCGCCGGAAUCGCAGCGACCAGCUAGCAAAAGAAGAAAGCGAAAGGGUAGUACCUCAGGACCGGGUAACAACGCUCCACCCGCACCCAGUAAAAAACGUUCCCCAGGGCCAAAUUUUUCCUUAGCGUCGCAGGAUGUGAUGGUCGUUGGAGAACCAUCUUUGAUGGGAGGUGAGUUUGGAGACGAAGACGAACGGUUAAUCACAAGGUUGGAGAACACGCAAUAUGACGCUGCAAACAAUCUGGAUCCUCAUAGUCACGACGCAUCUGGUGGUCCACCGCCCCAUCCUCAUCAGUUCCACUCGGAACCGACACCGGGCAAUUCCUGGCCGCCAGAUCGCGGUCCUGGUCCACCACAGGGUGGUCCUGGCAGUCAGGGAGUGCAAGGAGGUCAAGCGGGUGCAGCUGCAGGUGUUCAGGGAACGCAAGACGCCAGUCAACAACAGCAAGACAAGAAGAGCCCCGCAGUGAGCCAGUGAGGCCAGGAGUCCCCGCGCCCCCCC